Messenger RNA from Talaromyces amestolkiae, 723 nucleotides. RefSeq lists its product as uncharacterized. Bases 1 to 723 code for a protein of 240 amino acids. The transcript has a single exon. NCBI's taxonomy places the organism in Eukaryota, Fungi, Ascomycota, Eurotiomycetes, Eurotiales, Trichocomaceae. The record is from RefSeq and is a predicted model, not a curated record.
AUGUGGACGUCACUAGGAUCCCUAAAGGCCCCUGGAGGCCCCAUAUCGACAGGGGGUGGAUUGGGGGUCGUUGGUGGCCACCAACCCCCAAMGCCAGGAAAUCAGGCCCCAGAAGCCUCGCAGGCGUUAACCCAGCCAUCUCUAGGCUGGUUACGCUCAGUUGAAUCGAUCCAGGGGUCUCUAGGCGCCGCCCAGGCGUUGCCACAAGCCCAGAGACCCCAACAGGCCUUCGAAACAGGCCCUGCAGACCAGCUGCUCUCAGGGCUUAGAGACACUAUGAAGGCACCAUUUGGGAGUGGAAUAAGGGUCGCUAAGGCCCCUAGCAACGAAUACAACCUCUGGAAGAGACCCCACGUCGGCUCUGGCGUAGAAAAUGACACUCCGGGCAUCUCAGGCCUGGUUAUGGAGCACUGCAAGGACCUUAUAGGGCCUAUCCUACGAGAACGCGCAGGGCUCAAGACUACUAUCAAGGACCAGGCAGCCCUUAUAGAGUCCCUACGACUUAGGGUGGACCGCCUGGAACGUGUGGUGCAGGCCCUAGAGGCCUCGAAAAYCGUCCCCCCCAGCGCACCUAUAUCCGCGGAGGUUGGGACAAGCGACUCGGUGCCAAGGCCCGUUCCCGAAUCUGGGUUAGCGCCUNAACCGUCCCCCCCAGCGCACCUAUAUCCGCGGAGGUUGGGACAAGCGACUCGGUGCCAAGGCCCGUUCCCGAAUCUGGGUUAG